ACACCUACACAGUCAAUGCACAAAUCCAAGUGGUGGGAUAUAUAGGCUGGUGCGUUGGCGCUGCAUGCAACAGAAUCAAGAGUUAUUCAGCAAGUUGAGAGAAAGUCAACUUAUUGUGUUUUGCAUAGAGAUACAUAGAGAUUUAUAUUUAUAAAUUUUUUUUUUGCUGGGUGAUUAUCACUGAAGGGGACCAUGGUUAUGUUGAAGAUCUCUGCUUUCCUCGUUGCCUACGCCCUGGUCAUUUGCCAGAUGUACUGCUCACAAGCCGCCCCUGCCAGACCGGGUCUAGAGUCCAUGUCAGACCGAGUCACGCUCACGGACUACGAGGCGCGAAGGUUACUCAACGCCAUCGUGAAGGAGUUUGUGCAGAUGACGGCGGAGGAGCUGGAGCAGCAGGCGACUGAAGGAAACAGCAGCGUUACAGCACAGAAGCGAGCCUGCAACACGGCAACCUGCGUGACUCACCGCCUGGCGGACUUCCUCAGCAGGUCGGGGGGAAUGGGCAACAGCAACUUCGUCCCCACCAACGUCGGCGCCAAGGCCUUCGGCAGGCGGAGGAGAAGCGUCCAGAUGUGAGGGGUCGUCAGGGAAAUGGUAAAUAAAGACUACAGAGGUUGAAAAAAAAAAGAAAACAUCAGAAAAAAACUGAGAGCAAAAACCAACAAAAACAAAAUCGAAGCGGAAAAUGAACACUGAACUGGCCCUUUAUCCACUCUCUCACCUUCUUAUGGGAAAAAAAGAUGUCACAGGACUCCUCGUCCCCAUUUCCAUCCUGUUAGUGAAACCCUUUGCUUUUGGCAAAUAAGAGAAAAAAAAAGAGAAAAAAAAGCACUUUAGUUUAUGUACAUGAACAAAUGAACUCCUGAAGAAAAGAAAAAAAAAAGACAUCCUAAUGGUUCCUCUUUUUUAUACAUGACUAUCAUUGGAAAAAUAAAAUGAAAGCAGCAGUGGUUAUCACCUUAUUUUCUUCCUCCUUUCAUCUCGUUAGAGCACAUUUCUUCCAUGCGAUGCUUCCCAUUUGAUAUCUAAACUCCAUCCUACAUACAUCCUCCAUAUUUACCCCCCCCCUUCCUCCCGAGGGUACCCUGUUUUUCUGUGUGCCAGAGGGACGCCAUUAAAGAUCAGCCUACCCAAGGCCCCCCCACAACGGCUGUUGUCUUGUGCCUUGAUGUAGAACAAUUUACAUGAACAUGAUUGUACAGUUCUGUUUCGAGACGAUAACGAAGACCCGAGCGAGGAUGAAGAGAACGAAGACAGAUUAAUAUUGUAAACAAUAUUGUGAAAACAAAUUUCAGCAAGAUUAAAAUGUAUUUUAGAUACA
Seriola aureovittata is the source of this 1321-nucleotide messenger RNA. RefSeq names its product calcitonin gene-related peptide. The transcript is spliced from 5 exons. Gene Ontology annotation, cellular component: extracellular region. NCBI's taxonomy places the organism in Eukaryota, Metazoa, Chordata, Actinopteri, Carangiformes, Carangidae. Gene Ontology annotation, molecular function: hormone activity; calcitonin receptor binding. The record is from RefSeq and is a predicted model, not a curated record. The coding region runs from base 193 to 576 and encodes 127 amino acids.